Molecule: messenger RNA, 816 nt
Organism: Dibothriocephalus latus
Lineage: Eukaryota; Metazoa; Platyhelminthes; Cestoda; Diphyllobothriidea; Diphyllobothriidae
Source: the annotation of a GenBank genome assembly
AACAGCCUGGUGGCGGAACAUGCGCUGGCCAUCCUGGCACACUGCACAGUAGUGGGCAAGAUGCACUUGGAGGAGGCCAAGUCGACCGCCUCUAUGGGACCCAACGAGACCAGAUUCCUGGAGACCCUGAUAGACAACAGCACCUUCUGGAAUGCAAAAACCUUCCAGAUGAUAUAUGACCUCAUCGCGAAGCACGCCACAAUCGACCAGGUGUUGGGCAAUGGAUUUGCCCUGCUGGAUGCUGUCUUCUGUCCGCCCGGGCACAUCAGCUUCCAGGUCAAGGUGGAGAAUGCCUUCUGGGAGAAGCAUGGAAAGUUGUGCCAAAAGCUCUGUGAGAUGGGUUUUGUUGAUCUCAUUCUGGGUGCCCUACGGAAGGUACGAGAGGGUAUUUCGGAGUUGUUGAGGCCUGCGCUGGCUGUGUUGUGGAAGCUGAGUGUUGACCGCAAAAACGCUAAAAUGUUCAUUGAAAAGGGCGCAUUUGAGGCAGUCUUUGAUGCCAUGAAAGCCUAUCCGCAGCACAUUGGCAUUUUGAAUCAGGCAGCACUCUGCAUCUGUGCCCUAGCCAGCGAAAGUGCCCUAACCGAGGAUGCCCUUACUAACCUGGACGUCAGUGACCUUCUGUUAACCAUGGUGGAAAACUUCCUCAACUAUCCGGACCUCUGCCAUAACGCCCUCCUGGCCAUGAGCACCAUUCUUCACCGAUCAGACGGCAUUGUCGAAGCUCUCUUUGGAGAAUUGGACAAAGUCAAGCGACUUCUCAAGGCGAUUCUCGACCGCUUCCCCGUAAUUCGUGUAGGUGACCUCUCAUUCGCUUAG